AUGCAGGAGUGCCACACCGGCCUGUGUCUGUCCGUCUACAUCAUCACCUUUGUGCUGGGAUUCCCCGCCAACAUCCUCGCCUUUUACACCUUCUGCAAGAAAGUGAGGCAGAAACCAACACCCAUAGACAUCCUACUCCUCAACCUGACCAUCUCCGACAUCCUCUUCCUGCUCUUCCUCCCCUUCAAGAUGCACGAAGUCAGCAACCGUUUUACAUGGAACCUGCCUUACGUCCUUUGCCCAUUGUCUGGCUUCAUCUUCUUCAUGACCAUCUACAACAGCACCUUCUUCCUCACUGCAAUUAGCGUCGAGCGCUACCUGGGUGUGGCGUUCCCCAUCAAGCACACCCUGAAGCGGCGACCGAUUUAUGCCACCGCUGCUAGUAUCUUCUGCUGGAUUUUCAACAUCCUCCACCUGAGCAUCGUGUUCAUUGUGCCUCUCAUUGGAGAUGAUAACCCAUCGGGUCCCAACGGCACAAUCAGUAAUGCCCCAAAGAGGAACGUUUGUUACGAGAACUUCACGCCAGCUCAGGAGAAGAUUCUUCUGCCUGUGCGUCUCGAACUCUGCAUCGUACUUUUCUGCAUCCCUUUUUUGAUUUGCAGUUUCUGCUACAUCAACUUCAUAAAGAUUUUGUCCAGGCUGCAUCACAUCGACCGGCGCAGACGCAUGCGAGCCAUCGGCAUGGCUUUGGGAACACUUCUGGUGUUCGCUCUUUGCUUCGGUCCCUACAACGUGUCGCACAUUGUUGGAUACGUCAUGUGGCAAAGCCCAAAGUGGAGGGACAAGGCCCUUCUGUGCAGCACCUUUAAUGCCUGCCUAGACCCUCUUAUUUUCUACUUCUCCUCUUCUGCUUUGAGGGGGAAUGUGGGCAGUAUGACGAGAGGGGUUAAGAAUCGCCUAAAUUGGUGCUUCUCCUGCCAGACACUGGGGGGCUCAUGUGGGGGGAUUAGCAAGACUACAAAAGAUAAGGACACACAAGAGGAGACCAAUGAGAGCUAA
This is a messenger RNA of Xyrichtys novacula (pearly razorfish), 999 nucleotides long. Lineage: Eukaryota; Metazoa; Chordata; Actinopteri; Labriformes; Labridae. The record is from the annotation of a GenBank genome assembly.